Molecule: messenger RNA, 1086 nt
Organism: Conger conger (European conger)
Lineage: Eukaryota; Metazoa; Chordata; Actinopteri; Anguilliformes; Congridae
Product: B2 bradykinin receptor
Exons: 1
Coding region: 1-1086 (361 amino acids)
Biological process (GO): vasoconstriction; neutrophil chemotaxis; smooth muscle contraction
Cellular component (GO): membrane
Molecular function (GO): bradykinin receptor activity
Source: RefSeq, a predicted model, not a curated record
AUGGCGUGGAACUCAUCAAAAGACACCGUGCCGACCGCAGACCCCUGGGCCGAAUGUAACGACACUGAAGCCUGGGAGUGGGUCUUCUCCAUUCAGCCAGCGUACAUGGGGGUCAUCUGCGUCCUGGGCAUGCUCGCCAACUCCUUCGUCCUCUGUGUCUUCUGCUUCCAGAGGGAGCGCUGUACCGUGGCCGACGUCUACCUUGGCAAUCUUGCACUGGCCGAUCUGGUCCUGGUCUCCUGCCUGCCAUUCUGGGUCGUGACCAUCACCCAAGAGUUCCACUGGUCGUUUGGGGAGGUGUUGUGCAAGUUGGUAGGCUUGGCCAUCGGCAUGAAUUACUACUGCAGCAUCCUGUUUGUCACGAUGGUCAGCAUAGACCGCUACCUUGCCCUGGUGACGCCCAUGUCGCUGGGCAGGCUGAGGGACGUGUCCUGGGCCCGAGUGCUGUGCCUGGCCAUCUGGGUGGCAGGGGGUCUGCUGAGCCUGCCAGCCCUGCUGUUCCGCACUGUCAAGACCUUUCCGGAGGAAGGGGUAGAUGCCUGCUAUGUAGACUACCCUCACGAAGGCUGGAGGAUCCGCUACAAUGUGACUGUCAACAUCUUGGGCUUCCUGAUCCCGCUCGCUGUGCUGUCUUAUUGCAGCUACUACAUCGUAACUACCCUCAAGAAGAAUCAAAUGAGAAAGUACUCUUCAAUGAAGGCAGAAAAGAAAGCCACUCGCCUGUUACUUCUUGUCCUUAUAGUCUUUGUCCUUUGUUGGCUACCCUACCAGAUAGUGAUGCUCCUGGACACACUCUAUUACUACCAUAUUGUUUCAGGUUGUCUCUGGGCUAACAGUCUUGAUAUCAGCAUUCAGUUGGCUACAUAUCUCGGUUAUGGCAACAGCUCACUCAACGCAUUCUUGUAUGCUAUUGUUGGGAAGCAUUUUAGACAAAAGGCCACAAGGAUAUUUAAACAUGGUCUCAACAAAAAAGACAGGAAUGAGACCUUGAAAGCUAUUAAAUUUACAUCAAUCUCAAAAAAUAUUGAGUCCACCAAUCUGGAUGAUUCCAAAAUAUCUUCAAGUACUUUCAAAUCAUCCAAUUAA